GCUGGUACAACAUUGGAAAUGUGAGACUGAUUGGCUCUGGUCUCCAAUUUUGUAUUGGUCAAUUUAGAUGCAUGUUGUGCCACAUAAUGGUUCAUAUCAUGCACACAGCAGCACAGACAGUAACAGACUAGUGUCAGCCACACACAUACAUUACACUUCAGUGCGCAUUAAAUUAUUAAGUUAGUGCUUCAAAAGUUCCAUAAUAACUGUAAAGAGUUCUGUAACGGUUCAAGGACGGAUUGCUGUACGUGACCUGACUUCAAACUUGGAAGCUGUAAGUGUUGACGUGUUUAUUUUAAAGGUUAGCUAACUUGCCGUUAGCAUAUUGUGCGGCUAAUGUGGCUAGCAGGCUCGGCGAUGUUGGAUUAAUGUUGUACAGUCGAGAGAAAGCCUCAUUUAAAGCUCACUAACGAGCUUAGUGUGUCUGAUGCCUGCAACUGUUUUUCAUGUUGCCUUCUGUAGAAAUUUAAUUUUAACGUUACUUAGCACAGUGGUUAGUGGUGGACAUCCUAUUCUGUUCCGUACCAGUGUGUGUGCACGUUGCUGCGGCGUGGACCCACCAGAGCCCCCACACAUAAAAGAGGAGUCAAGCCCAAGUCUGGACCAGGAGGACCCACCAGAGCCCCCACACAUAAAAGAGGAGUCAAGCCCAAGUCUGGACCAGGAGGACCCACAAUCACCCACACAUAUUAAAGAGGAACAGGAGGAACUCUGUACCCGUCAGGAGGGAGAGCAGCUUCAAGGGCUGGAGGAGGCUGAUAUCAUCAAGUUCACAUUCACUCCUGUUCUUGUGAAGAGUGAAGAAGACGAUGAAGAGAAACCUCAGUCCUCACAGCUUCAUCAAAGACUCACUGAACAGAUGAAGACAGAAGCUGAUGGAGAGGACUGUGGGGAACCAGAACCAGACAGAAAUGUAGAUCCAGAUAGACAUUUACAAACAGCGACUGAUGACAAGACAUCACACUCCUCUGAACCUGAGACUGAUGACAGUUGUGAUUGGAAGGAGAUCAAGGAGCCUCAGUCAGGUUCAAACCCUCUGCAAAAUAACAGUGGAUGUAACACUGGUGAGAAAUCAUUUAGCUGCUCUGAGUGUGGUAAACGAUUCCGUUAUAACUCAAAGCUAAAGAGACACAUGAGAAUUCAUACAGGAGACAAACCCUUUAGUUGCUCAGUUUGCAGUAAAAGAUUUAAUCAGAGGGUAAAUCUGACACACCACAUGGCGCUCCACACGGGGGAGAAACGAUACAUCUGCAGUGUUUGUGGCAGAAGAUUCACUUGGUCUUAUCAGCUCAAAAACCAUCUAUGUGUUGGUCGUCAGUCCUCAGAGCUUCAUCAAAGAUUAACUGAACAGAAGAAAACAGAAGCUGACGGAAGGGACUGUGGAGGACCAGGACCAGCCAGGAACCAGGAUGAUGUGGAAUGCAAUAACAGAAAAACAUCAAGUAGCGCCUCUGAAUAUUCUACAAGCUUUGGCCAUGAGGGACAUCUGCAAAAACACAAUGGAAUCCAAACAGAAGAGCUGUUUAGUUGCUCAGUUUGUGGCAAAGGCUACUACAAGAAGAACUCCCUAAGGAGUCAUAUGAGACUUCAUUCAGAAGAAAAAUGUUUCAGCUGCUCCGUUUGUAAAAAAACAUUUCGAUGGAGAGGAGAUGUUGUAAAGCACAUGAGAACACACACAGGGGAGAAACCCUUCAGUUGUUCUGUUUGUGGUAAAGGAUAUCCCAGGAAGAACUCCUUAUUGACUCACAUGAGACUUCAUUCAGAAGGAAAACGUUUCAGCUGCUCAGUUUGUAAAAAAACUUUUCAAGGUAACGUGGAGGUUAUGAAUCACAUGAGAACACACACAGGGGAGAAACCCUUCAGUUGUUCUGUUUGUGGUAAAAGAUACCCCAGUAAGAACUCCUUAUUGACUCAUAUGAGACUUCAUUCAGAAGGAAAAUGUUUCAGCUGCUCAGUUUGUAAAAAAACGUUUCCAUGGAGAGUAGAGGUUGUAAAACACAUGAGAAUCCACACAGGGGAGAAACCCUUCAGUUGUUCAGUCUGUGAUAAAAGAUUUGGAGAUAAGGGAAAUCUGAGACGACACUUAGCUGUCCACACAGGGGAGAAACGAUUCAGUUGUUCAGUUUGUGGUAAAGGUUUUAUAGAAAGCUCAACUUUGACCUCACAUUUAAGAGUUCAUACAGGAGAAAAACCUUUCACAUGCUCAGUUUGUAAGUCGAGUUUCAGUCAGAAAAGCAAUUUGUCCACCCAUAUGAAAACCCACACAGGGGAGAAACCCUUCAGGUGUUCUGUCUGUGGUAGAGGAUUUGCGCAAAAGUCACGUCUGAGACAACACAUGAGAACCCACACAGGGGAGGAACAGUCCACCAGUUGAUUGGCUGGUACAACAUUGGAAAUGUGAGACUGAUUGGCUCUGGUCUCCAAUUUUGUAUUGGUCAAUUUAGAUGCAUGUUGUGCCACAUAAUGGUUCAUAUCAUGCACACAGCAGCACAGACAGUAACAGACUAGUGUCAGCCACACACAUACAUUACACUUCAGUGCGCAUUAAAUUAUUAAGUUAGUGCUUCAAAAGUUCCAUAAUAACUGUAAAGAGUUCUGUAACGGUUCAAGGACGGAUUGCUGUACGUGACCUGACUUCAAACUUGGAAGCUGUAAGUGUUGACGUGUUUAUUUUAAAGGUUAGCUAACUUGCCGUUAGCAUAUUGUGCGGCUAAUGUGGCUAGCAGGCUCGGCGAUGUUGGAUUAAUGUUGUACAGUCGAGAGAAAGCCUCAUUUAAAGCUCACUAACGAGCUUAGUGUGUCUGAUGCCUGCAACUGUUUUUCAUGUUGCCUUCUGUAGAAAUUUAAUUUUAACGUUACUUAGCACAGUGGUUAGUGGUGGACAUCCUAUUCUGUUCCGUACCAGUGUGUGUGCACGUUGCUGCGGCGUGUAAAUUGACUUGAUAGACAGGCCCUGAAGGUAACGAUUGUUGACUAGCACCCAGCAGCUAGCUUGCUCUGACCAUAAAGCUGCUGUUAGCGGCUCGCUGUGCAGCGAGGUGAGACACUCUUAGGCCCCCGUACUGCGUUUUUCUUUUUAAACGGAGACCUUUUGCUACGUUUGCACCUCCCGUCCACACUAAAACAGAGAAGUUUGGAAAUGCUGCCGACCCACGUUUUGCGUUUCAAAACUCCGGAGGGCGUUUUAGUGAAGACGGGCCAAAACGGAGGACUUUAGAAACAAUGACGCAGACGCUCGGCUCUCUGAUUGGGUCUUAAAAGGUUUUUGACUUGGUAUUUUUAUUAAAAUAUUCUGUAUCGUGCAAAUAAGACUUACCUGCCUACACUUGUACUGUGCAUGUCGCCGUUUACUUUGCGACGACUCCCAGUCUGUUUUCUGCCGCCACAGUCCCGUGUUACAUUCAGCUCGUUAUUGGUGCAUGCAAAAAAAAAACUGGUGUGA
This is a messenger RNA of Micropterus salmoides (largemouth bass), 3442 nucleotides long. RefSeq names its product gastrula zinc finger protein XlCGF57.1-like. Bases 428 to 2374 code for a protein of 648 amino acids. The record is from RefSeq and is a predicted model, not a curated record. The transcript has a single exon. NCBI's taxonomy places the organism in Eukaryota, Metazoa, Chordata, Actinopteri, Centrarchiformes, Centrarchidae.